This is a messenger RNA of Aspergillus tubingensis, 1137 nucleotides long. Its product is annotated as survival factor 1 family protein. Bases 1 to 1137 code for a protein of 378 amino acids. The transcript is spliced from 5 exons. Gene Ontology annotation, biological process: response to oxidative stress. Gene Ontology annotation, cellular component: cytoplasm. Lineage: Eukaryota; Fungi; Ascomycota; Eurotiomycetes; Eurotiales; Aspergillaceae. The record is from RefSeq and is a predicted model, not a curated record.
AUGAACUGGCUCAAGUCAACUCUCGCUUCCGUUGCCGGUACGCAGGAGCCCAUCUAUGGGCCUGAAGCUAUUCAAUCUGUCGCCCGCCAGGCCCAAGAGACUCCUUAUACCGAGCUCAGCAAGAAUGACCUGCGCUGGCGCGCUUACCAGUACACCAAUGUCGAAAACAAGGUCUUUUACAUCAUGGCCGAUGAUGGUACCUUGGCGAUGGUUCAGCUGAUCUACAGCAACAUCGUAGGUCUCCACACCACCGCUCAGUUCACAUCGAAGAUCUUCAACCUCAAAGGCGAUGGACCCCACAACUGGCACUCGGAUCCCCUGUCCAACUUCAUGUUCGAUGAAAGCAUGCUCUCCUUUGGUGCCGACAACCUCGCUGUCCAACUCAACGAGGAUGGCGAUACUUAUACCAUCAAGUCCGCUGUGAACGAAGACAGUCUGGUGAACCUGACAUUCAAGCGCUCUUCCCCUGGUUUCAUGAUCGGCAAGGACGGCACGUCCUACUUUGGCACGGACCCCGAGAACCCAUGGGGUUCGAUGAGCCAUGCCUUCUGGCCCCGAUGUGCCGUUGAGGGUACCAUCACGACCAAGGAGAAGACGUACGACCUUACGGGCCGGGGAAUGUUCAUCCAUGCCCUUCAGGGCAUGAAGCCUCACCACGCGGCUGCCCGGUGGAACUUUGUCAACUUCCAGACCCCUACCUACUCCGCCAUGAUGAUGGAAUACACCACCCCUCCGUCGUACGGAUCGACAACGGUCAACGUCGGCGGUAUCGUCAAGGAUGGAGAGAUCAUCUAUGCUGGUAUUAACAACAGUGCCACUCACACCGACUCAUCGCAAGAUGCUGAAAGUGACUGGCCCGAGCCCAAGUCCAUCAAGUGGGUCUGGGAUGGCAAGUCUAAGGAAGGACAAGAAGUCCAUGCGGAGCUUGACGGGGCUCUUGGCAACCGACUGGACCGGAUCGACGUGAUGGCGGAAGUGCCCGGCUUCAUCAAGACCAUUGCUGGCAGUGUCGCCGGCACGCGACCAUACAUCUUCCAGUACUGCCCCCAGGAGAAGCUCUCUCUGAAGCUCAAGGUCGGCGACUCCGAAGUCACCGAGGAGGGAACCAUGUUCUCCGAGGCCACGUUCAUCUCAUAG